AAAAAAGCGCGAAAGAAAAAAAUAAACCGCGCUAGAGCCGAUGGCAACCUGCAUCCCCCGUGGCCAAUUCCCCGGACCGGCAUGGGGCCGACUGAUUGAGGGAAAGAGAAAAGUGGGAGAAAGAGCGAGUGCGGCAUCUCCAGGUUUCUCCUCUUCCAGGUCCAGGUCUAUAAAAUCUGCCGUUCUUCCCCCCCCUCCAGGUUGUCCGACCUUCUUGUCACGUAGAUCUUCUCUCUUUUCUCUUCUUCCCUUCAUCCUUCUCCUUUUGAGCCUCGUGGUGAUCAACAUCCCUAUCCACUCUCAUAUCUAACCUUCCACUUCUCUACUUUCGGGGUUGAUCACUGCCAUCGAUCGCCAUGGCGGACGUUGUCGUCGAUACCUCGCGCGUCGAGGCGCCUGUGACAUGGAAGACCUACCUGAUGUGUGCCUUUGCGGCCUUCGGUGGUAUCUUCUUCGGUUAUGACUCUGGUUACAUUUCCGGUGUUAUGGCCAUGGAUUUCUUCAUCACGGAAUUCGAGGGUCUCGACAAGGCCACCACUCCGACCGAUCUUUUCGUCAUUCCUUCCUGGAAGAAGUCUUUGAUCACUUCCAUUCUGUCUGCUGGUACUUUCUUCGGUGCUCUGAUCGCUGGUGACUUGUCCGAUUGGUUUGGUCGUCGGACUACCAUUGUCGCUGGUUGCGGUAUCUUCAUUGUCGGUGUCGUCCUUCAGACUGCUUCCGCCAGCACUGCUCUGCUCGUGGUCGGUCGUCUGAUUGCCGGUUUUGGUGUCGGUUUCGUUUCCGCCAUCAUUAUCCUGUACAUGUCCGAGAUUGCGCCCCGCAAGGUCCGCGGUGCCAUCGUCUCUGGUUACCAGUUCUGCAUCACCAUUGGUCUGAUGCUGGCUUCCUGCGUCGACUAUGCCACCCAGAACCGCGCCGAUUCUGGCUCCUACCGCAUCCCCAUCGGUAUCCAGAUCGCCUGGGCUCUCAUCCUGGGUACCGGUCUCCUUCUGCUGCCCGAGUCUCCUCGUUACUUCGUCAAGAAGGGCGAUCUGACCAAGGCCGCCGACGCUCUUGGCCGUGUCCGUGGCCAGCCCCACGAUUCUGAGCUCAUCCGCUCCGAAUUGGCUGAGAUUGUCGCCAACCACGAGUACGAGAUGCAGGCCAUUCCCCAGAGCGGCUACUUUGGCAGCUGGUUCAACUGCUUCCGUGGAAGUCUCUGGAACCCCAACAGCAACCUCCGUCGUACCAUCCUGGGUACUUCUCUGCAGAUGAUGCAACAGUGGACUGGUGUCAACUUCGUCUUCUACUUCGGUACCACCUUCUUCAAGAGCUUGGGAACCAUCAGCGACCCUUUCCUGAUCAGCAUGAUUACAACCAUCGUCAAUGUCUGCUCCACUCCCAUCUCCUUCUACACCAUGGAAAAGCUCGGUCGUCGUACUCUGCUCCUCUGGGGUGCUCUGGGCAUGGUUAUCUGCCAGUUCAUCGUCGCCAUUGUCGGAACUGCUGACGAGGGCAACAAGAGUGCCGUCAGCGCGGAAAUCUCCUUCAUCUGCAUUUACAUCUUCUUCUUCGCCAGCACCUGGGGUCCUGGUGCCUGGGUCGUCAUCGGCGAGAUCUUCCCUCUGCCCAUCCGUUCCCGUGGUGUUGCUCUGUCCACCGCCUCCAACUGGCUCUGGAACUGCAUCAUCGCUGUCAUCACCCCCUACAUGGUCGACACCGACAAGGGUAACCUCAAGGCCAAGGUCUUCUUCAUCUGGGGAUCUCUCUGCGCCUGUGCCUUUGUCUACACCUACUUCCUCGUCCCCGAGACCAAGGGUCUCACCCUCGAGCAGGUCGACAAGAUGAUGGAGGAGUCCACUCCCCGUACCUCUGCCAAGUGGAAGCCCCACGGCACCUUCGCCGCUGAGAUGGGUCUCACUGAGAAGGAUAUGGCCGAGAAGACUGGCGGCGAGGUUGUUCACCAGGAGGUUUAAACGAUCUUGGCGGUGCCAACUCUCCGUCUCUGAGGGCUUCUGAGACUUCUUGUGAUUUUCUUCUUACUUACCAACGUCACGUAUACCCAUGGUUACGCUUCAUGUUACAAUAAUACUCAAUGUCUACAGAGGAAUGAGACUCUAAUAUCUGUUUUAA
This is a messenger RNA of Aspergillus novofumigatus IBT 16806, 2112 nucleotides long. Its product is annotated as sugar porter family MFS transporter. Gene Ontology annotation, molecular function: carbohydrate:proton symporter activity. The transcript is spliced from 4 exons. Gene Ontology annotation, cellular component: membrane. Bases 357 to 1955 code for a protein of 532 amino acids. Gene Ontology annotation, biological process: transmembrane transport; carbohydrate transport. The record is from RefSeq and is a predicted model, not a curated record. NCBI's taxonomy places the organism in Eukaryota, Fungi, Ascomycota, Eurotiomycetes, Eurotiales, Aspergillaceae.